Messenger RNA from Bolinopsis microptera, 2098 nucleotides. RefSeq names its product mitochondrial uncoupling protein 2-like. The transcript has 6 exons. Gene Ontology annotation, biological process: response to cold; mitochondrial transmembrane transport; adaptive thermogenesis. The record is from RefSeq and is a predicted model, not a curated record. The coding region runs from base 390 to 1280 and encodes 296 amino acids. Lineage: Eukaryota; Metazoa; Ctenophora; Tentaculata; Lobata; Bolinopsidae. Gene Ontology annotation, molecular function: oxidative phosphorylation uncoupler activity.
AUAUUAUAUAUUUAGCGUUGGAUAGAAUUUUGUUCAUCUGGUUGACCUCCUUAUUAUGUCUUUCGCCAUCAUAUCACGUGUCAUCAUAUCACGUGUCUCGUUCAUUUGCGUUGGAGUCCGUGACGUCAUGAAAAGGACGUGAUGCGGGUAUGGAACAGGUUAUCUUCAGUACUUGAUAAUCGUUUUUGUACUCGGUCUACUAUCUAGUUACUGUUAAUCGUGUGGCACAACUGUGCAAAAGGAUUGAACUCGUUUCCAACAUGUCUCCUAUGCACUCCAACCUUUCAGAAUUUUAGACUUUUGAUACCCCACCAACAAAACAGCCGUCCUUUUAAAAAAGUUGCAUUUUUCCUUAAGUCUUCGGUCUUUGUCUUGAGUUUUCCAUCGACAUGGCUCAAGCUAUUACCAAAAGAGAGAUACCUGUCGCUGUACAGGGUACAGAACUUGCAGCCAAACUGAUCAGUGCAGGGUCCGCUGCUUGUAUUGCUGAGGCUAUUACUCUACCUAUGGACUGUGCAAAGAUAAAACUUCAGGUAGAAGGUGGAACUCUAGCCACAACAAUACGGACGAUAGCAGCUACUGACGGAACUAAAGGUUUCUUUAGAGGUCUGGUUCCUGGUCUCCACAGACAGCUAGGUUUCUGUACCAUCAGACUUGGUCUCUACGACUCAACCAAGGACUUCUACAUGAAACAUACUGCUCUGAAUGAUGGUCUGCCUCUAAGAUUUGCAGCAGGGAUCUCAACCGCUGUAGCAGCUGUAUGUGUUGCUCAACCUACUGAGGUUGUGAAGAUCAGGAUGCAGGCUGCCAAGGCUGGAACGGUACGGUAUACAGGCUCUUUGUCUGCCUACUACAAGAUAGGCGUUACCGAAGGAACCAAAGGUCUUUGGUCUGGCCUUGGACCAAGCAUCAUGAGGCUGUCAAUCUGCAACAUCGGGGAAGUGGUGACCUACGACACCGUGAAAACCUCCAUCCUGCGGAGAGGGUGGAUGCAGGACGCGUUCCCGCUCCACUUCUUCAGUGCAGUGUGUGCUGGUGCAGUUACCACUUGUCUCACCUCUCCGGUCGAUGUGGUUAAAACCACCUUCGUUAACAGCAGACCUGGAGAGUACAAGAGUGCUUUGCAGUGUGCCGGGGUCCUUGCUAAGAAGGGAGGUUUCAGGACUUUUUAUAAAGGGUGUGUACCGAGCUUCUUCAGGAUAACGGGCUGGAACCUGAUUAUGUUUAUGUCGUAUGAGCAACUCAGAAAAAUCGUCGCCAGGAAAUUGAACUGUUACUAACAUACAAUACAUUCCUUCUAGCACACUUUUUUGUUAAUGACAGAGUAUCUUCGAUAUCAGGGAUUACUUUACAAUUUUUUGACGGACAGCUUAUUACUUGAGAUACAGACAUGCAAGUCAGUAACUCACGCAUAUAAAGAGUAGUAAAUUUAUCAGUUAUGUUUAUACAGAAUUUAAAAAAUUUUUAAUUUUGAUUGAAGGACAUGGUAGUGAGACGGAUUAGGACCAAGUACAAACGUUGACUGCGCCAUUGUGCCCCUGGGGUGCAAUGUCUUGGUGGUAAUACAUCAGGAGCGUAGAGUUAGAUUUAUUAUUUUUGUCGAUUAGUUUGAUUGAUUAAUUAACUUAAUUACGUUUAAAUGGUAAUUUGUAGCGAUAAAGAUUAAUGAUAUUAUAGUGGGAUUAAUAAUAAUAUGAUACAACAGAAUGUUUGGAAGAAGAUUGGAAUUAAGACAUCAGUAUGAUUAAUACUAAUAAGAGAGUUUAUAUUUAUCCUGUAAGUUAAUUUAAUGCUUUAUGUCUGAAUACAACAGCAUCACCUGAUGCAAUGUACAUUGUACAAUACAUUUAAAGAUAUUUCCAGUCGAGUGCAUGUUUCUAAACUAUUCCAGAUCUGAUUUUUAACUGUUUUUUGGAAGCAGUCCAAUAAGUGUUAGCACUUAGAAUUCUCCCAUAUUUUCUGGUAGUUAUUUUUUAGUGUAUUCACACAUUCAGUGGUGAAGUUAAGAGCUUUAUACGGAGCGCAAGCGGAAGUUGUACUUCCAGUUAAUGUAUUAUCAAGUUUUAAUUGUUUUGAAAAUUUAACUUAGUUUUAAGAA